GAGCUGCCCCCCGGCAUGGAGCGGCGGCCCGAGCCCGGGGAGGCGGCGGCAGCGGCGGAGGAGGAGGAGGAGGCGCGCCCUGCCUCGCCGCCGUUCUUCCUCCUCUACCCCGGCCAUGGAGGCGGCGCCGCGGCCGCGCCGCCCGGGCUGUGGAGACCCCCGGCGCCCCGCGGCGGGGCCGAGCUGCCCGUGCUGGUGCUGAGCUACCCGGGACCGGACGGAGCCCACUCUUGGGAGGAUUUGACAGAUGUGGUGGAGCAAUUGCGCGAUGAUUCCGAAGACCCCAAUUACCUCAUGGCCAACGAGCGCAUGAACCUGAUGAACAUGGCCAAGCUGAGCAUCAAGGGGCUGAUCGAGUCCGCACUGAACCUGGGCCGCACGCUGGACUCGGACUACGCCCCCCUGCAGCAGUUCUUCGUGGUCAUGGAGCACUGCCUCAAGCACGGCCUCAAAGCCAAAAAGACUUUUCUUGGGCAAAAUAAGUCAUUUUGGGGACCUCUAGAAUUAGUAGAAAAACUUGUUCCUGAGGCUGCAGAGAUUACAGCAAGUGUUAAGGAUCUUCCAGGGCUCAAGACACCUGUGGGCAGAGGAAGAGCUUGGCUUCGCCUGGCUCUGAUGCAGAAGAAACUUUCAGAGUACAUGAAAGCUUUGAUUAACAGAAAGGAUCUUCUCAGUGAAUUUUAUGAGCCCAAUGCACUGAUGAUGGAGGAGGAAGGUGCCAUCAUUGCUGGCCUCCUCGUAGGGCUGAAUGUCAUCGAUGCCAACUUCUGCAUGAAGGGAGAGGACCUGGACUCCCAGGUCGGAGUUAUUGAUUUCUCCAUGUAUUUGAAAGAUGGGAACAGCACGAAAGGCAGCGAAGGAGAUGGUCAGAUAACUGCUAUUUUGGACCAGAAGAACUAUGUUGAAGAGCUCAACAGACAUCUAAGUGCUACAGUAAACAACCUGCAGGCCAAGGUGGAUGCCUUGGAGAAAUCCAACACAAAGCUGACAGAGGAGCUUGCAGUUGCCAACAACAGGAUCAUUACACUGCAGGAAGAGAUGGAGCGGGUUAAGGAGGAAAGCUCCUACAUCCUGGAGUCCAGCCGGAAGGCCACCAAGGACAGAAGUGCUGACGGGCAGGCACUGACUGAGGCACGGAAGCAGCUCAAGGAGGAGACUCAGCUGCGCCUGGAUGUGGAGAAGGAGCUGGAGGCACAGAUCGGGAUGCGGCAGGAGAUGGAGCUGGCCAUGAAGAUGCUGGAGAAGGAUGUCUGUGAAAAGCAGGAUGCGCUGGUGGCACUCAGGCAGCAGCUGGAUGAUCUCAGGGCUCUAAAGCAUGAACUGUCUUUCAAGCUGCAGAGUUCAGACAUGGGAGUGAAACAGAAGAGUGAAUUAAACAGCCGCUUGGAAGAAAAAACAAAUCAGAUGGCUGCCACCAUCAAACAGCUGGAACAAAGAUUGCGACAGGCAGAGAAGGAGCGGCAGCAGGCCCUGCAGGACAACCGGCUCUUCAAGCAGGAGUUUGGGGACAAAAUCAACAGCCUCCAGCUGGAAGUGGAAGAGCUCUCCAGGCAGCGGAGCCACCUAGAACUGGAGCUAAGGCGGGAAAGAGACAGAUGGUCUCAGAGUCACCAGCGCAGCCAAGAAAGCAAAAAAGGCCCAAAGAAUUGGCUCAGACAGGAUGGGAAGCUCAAAGUCCAGGAAGAAAAUGCUAAACUGAAGCAGCCGCUGAGAGAGAACAGUGUCCUGCCACACAGGUAAGGAAGGAAACAAAUCUCAUCUCAGCCUCUCCUUUCCCAAGAGCAGCUGUCGGGGCCUGGACACGCCGAGAUCUGCCAGCUCUGCCAGGAGGAGGGCAGCCGGAGCCAAAGAAAGAACAUCUGCAAGAACUGUGGGGGCACCUUCUGUGAAGCCUGCUCGGUGCACGAGCUGCCCCUUCCGUCCAGCAUCAAUCCUGAGCGCGUCUGCAACCCCUGCCACCAGCGGCUCAUCCAGCAGUAUUCCAGCAGCCCCUUGUAGGGAACAGGUGGCACAGAGGUGACAAACAGCGGCUGUGCCUGAUGGUGUUUCUGGAGCUGCUCAGGGGGAAUGUGAAGACCUUUGCCCAUGUGCUUUGGAGGUCGGAUGGGAAGCAGCUUCUUGGUGUUUAGAAUCUCCUGUUACUAAAACAGCAAUCUGAGCCCUUAAAUCAGCCUGUGCUGUGGAGAAUUCCAUUGGGAAUGUCACAUGGGGCAGCCCCAAGGUAUGCCUGAGCAGUCUCAGGACUCUGGGAGCCCCUGCCCAAACCAGAGCUGUUGUCUGCAUGCAAAAGUCGGGAGUGUUCUCACCCUCACGUGUGUGGUGUGGGUGUCUGCUGCUGCUGAGCAAAGGCUCCCCAAAACCCAACAGGAGUGGGUAUUCCUCACAUCUGGCUGCACUUGAAAUCCCAUUUUUCCUUUCCCGUUUGCCCUGGACAGGCUGGCUCAUCCUGGGAAUCCUGGGUGACGAGCAGGGCAGGUGGGCAACCAGUGAACACGUCCUCCCUGCCUUUCCUUGGCUCAGGGCUCUGACCAGGGGCUUAGUCUGCAUAGGGACACCCCAAACCAAGCUGUGAAUGUUCUGUUCCCCCUCUGGGCUUUAGGGGCUGGGCCCAAUCCCCAUCACACGGAGGUUUAGGGCCACUUGGAUCCACCUCUCCGCCUUGCGCACAUGGAAAUAUUGUUACAAUAAACUUGGCAUUUCACUUUCUGUUGGAUCAAAACCAAGUGGGGACACUUUUCACCUGUUGGAAUUUUUAAUUGCACAUACAGUUCAGAGAGGUUUUGUGGUUUGUGCCACAUCAUUCUUUGUUAUAUUGUUCCCUCAAGGGAUUUUGCUAGUCCAAAAAGCGGUGGUGGCUUUCUGGUGUCACAGGAGUGUUUACUCCUUUUCCUACUGGCAUCUCCUGCAGUCCCUGAGACCACAGAAUGUCCUGUAGCUCAUAGAAAAGACAUGCAUUGCAGUGGUUAAUUCCUUACUAAUGACUAAUUCCUUAGUCAUUAGAUUGGCUGGAACCACAUUAAAAAGCCUCUUGGAGCCAAGGUACUGACAUGGUUGGUACUGCUUUCUACCAGGAAACAUCUCUCCUCCAUCUUUUUAGCACUUGGCCUGUUCAGCCACCCAACUUCCACUCUUCUGCCCCCCACGGCAGCUUCCUGACCCAUUUCCUUGCUGAUAUCCCCUAAAGUAUGGCAGGAGUUCUAAACAGUGCCGAAAUACCAAAAGCCUGGAAUUCAAGUGAAUUCCUGGGUUCUCAGAAGGGGUGAGACACAGGCAGUGGAUGGAGAAAACACUGAAUUUAGUGUCAAUACUUUUGAGUACUUACUGUUCUCAUCCAGCAGUGUGAACUCCUGCACCCAACCCCAGUGUGACUUAUCCUCAGAGGACAAAAUAAGACCCAGGCAAUGCAGAGGAAGCAUUAAACUGGAAAUAGAGGGUUAAACUCCAUGAAGCAGGGAGGUGGCUGAGCCCCUCCAUAGGCCCCUCCUGGUGGCUGCCAUAGGCCUGGCCUUCUGGAAGGUGGGAGCAGGACUCUGCUGGCUGCCAGCUCCCUUUGUGCUCGGGUAUUCUGUGUGAUGCCAGGGUGGGCUCACACCUGGACCUCGGGAAUGAGGGGGGGACAGGUUUUCCGAUGUUAAUUUUGUUCUGCACAAAAAAAAAACAAACAAAAAAAAAAAAACAAAAAAAAAAAACACCUUGAUCAU
Melospiza georgiana is the source of this 3701-nucleotide messenger RNA. RefSeq names its product RUN and FYVE domain containing 3 (gene RUFY3). The record is from RefSeq and is a predicted model, not a curated record. Gene Ontology annotation, molecular function: metal ion binding. The transcript has 18 exons. Gene Ontology annotation, cellular component: cytoplasm. NCBI's taxonomy places the organism in Eukaryota, Metazoa, Chordata, Aves, Passeriformes, Passerellidae. Gene Ontology annotation, biological process: regulation of axonogenesis.